Molecule: messenger RNA, 3107 nt
Organism: Penaeus chinensis
Lineage: Eukaryota; Metazoa; Arthropoda; Malacostraca; Decapoda; Penaeidae
Product: alpha-1,3-mannosyl-glycoprotein 4-beta-N-acetylglucosaminyltransferase C-like
Exons: 8
Coding region: 1-1425 (474 amino acids)
Biological process (GO): protein N-linked glycosylation
Molecular function (GO): acetylglucosaminyltransferase activity
Source: RefSeq, a predicted model, not a curated record
AUGGAUGAUUUAGGAGUCUUUGCAGUGUUUUGUUCUGUAACUCUGAAUCCAAGGGAAGCGGCCCGUAUCCCUUGCCUGCUCACCCAAGUGCACCUUUUCCCGUUUCUGCUGCAAAGGUCGUUGCGAUUCGUGACGAUCGGCAUCUCGUCGGUGUGGCGCAAGGACGACUACCUGACGCGGACCAUCGACUCCAUCCUGAAGGAGACGACGCAGGAGGAGCGCGGGGACAUCUUCAUCUUCCUCCUCCUGGCCGACGCCGACCCCGCCCUCAGAACGCAGAGAGCUCUGGAUCUCAGCGUAAGGUACAGCCAGGAGAUCCAGGCGGGCCUCCUCAGAGUGAUCCAGCCUCCUGCCCUGCUUUACCCGAGCAUUGACUUCACGGCAAUAAGGAGAACUUAUAAUGACUCUGUCGCUCGGGUCCAGUGGAGGACCAAGCAGGUCUUGGACUUCGCAUUUCUCUUCUGGUAUGCUUGGACCCGCCAUCCUUCAUCCUAUUACUUGGUGCUUGAAGAUGAUGUUCUCAGCGCAAAGCAUUUUGUCACUGCUAUCAAAGAUUUUGUUUCACUCCACAAAAGUCACCAUUGGAUAUCACUGCAGUUGGCAGGGUUCUUGGGUAUUGGGCAGCUAGUGCGAUGCAGCGACCUGGAUCGCCUGGUUUCGUUUCUCCUACUUUUCUACCGCGAGCAUCCUGUCGACGUCCUGAUCAACCACUGGAUCUCUCUGAUGGCGCCGGAGAAGCCCCCCAAAGACCGUCCGACCCGGAGAGUGCCCGGGCUCUUCCAGCACAUCGGAGUCCACUCGACGCUGGCGAAUAAGACGCAGUCGCUUAAGGAUAAUACAUUUAGGAGCGACUCUGUGCGACCGAAGUUUCAGCAGGUCAGGCAUGGAAGUUUGGUAAAGCGUCGUUUCUCGCACGUCAAUCCAACAGCUGAUGUGGUGACAACUAUCAGGCAGUAUAAGGCCUACCUGGCAGAGCAUGCAUAUUCCUCUGCACCCGGGAUGUUUUGGGGAAUCCCCAAACCUGGCGAUUCUUUUGAUAUACUUUUCCCAGAGCCUCUAAAGUUAUCGAGAGUUGUGGUGCUCACAGGGGCGGCAAUUAACAAAAAGAUUAGAGACAAGCUCUUAUAUGGGAGUCUUGAGGUCUCCCAGAAGUUUCUGAAGAUGGAGAACCCAAAGAAGGCCUCGUGUAAAAGCUUUUCUCCCGUCCAGGAAUUUAAAAACGGAGAGCUCGACAUGAAGCAUCUAAGGCAGCUCUACCCACAAGGGAUCCAAUGUCUGAGAAUAAGCAUCGGAGCCAAGCAGAAGUCGUGGGUGGCCAUCACCGAAGUGGCGGUCUUCACGGACGAGGACUCGGCCGCGGAGCCCACUCCUGCGGCUGCCUCUGCGGGGCAAGGGGAGGCCAGGGGCAAGAGAAAGGGCACCUGAGCGCGGGGUCAGAAGGGAAAUGGCAAGGGCGUGUCUUUAGAGGGUAUACUGAUAAUGAAGUAUAUUUCCAGAAUGUAUGAAUGAUCAUCAGUUUGUAUAUGUAUUCGUAAAAUGGAUAUCAAUGGAAAAGAAUAACAGGUAGACGGGUAAUGUAACACUGAUCCUGUAAAAUAUGCAAUUUAUUUAUUGUAGUGAUGCAGUAUAUCACAAAACAUCUGUUAUGACUGCAUUAUACACAUAUUUGCAUCUAAACAGAUUCAUUUCCAUGUUUAUGUAAGUUCUUACUUAACUUUGUCCUUUAUUUGUGUAAUGACACUAGGUCAAUAGAUCACAUCUACAGACUUUAGAAUGCAGUAAAUAUUAGUGAAAGGUGAAAAGUAAACAUGAGAUAAAUUAAGAAUACUUACAUAAGUUGUCACACAGGAAUACAAUCUUGAACAGAAAUUUGGAUUCAUAUUUUCAUAGGAGUUCAAUUAUUUGCACUGAAAGUUUUAUGAGACAAAAAAUAUAUUAAAACCAAUAUGUGAAAAGAAUAUUCAGAUCAUUAUAUUCUCUAUUGCAUAAAUAUACUAGUUAAUUUUUAAUUGAGGAUCACGCAAAUAAGGUUGUAUUCACCAUAAGGGCUCAGACUAAUUAUUUCAUUUAGUUCACUCAAUAUUUCGUGCAGCAUUUUCAAAAGGCGGUAGAUUUUGGAUAAUUGUUUUAUUCCAGACAUUUUAUGACUAAUGACUAAGCCCCAUAAUAGAACUAUCCUGAAUAAUGGUAGCAUAAAUACGCUCCUUUUGACCUCAGAAAUUGAAAUGCUCUCUUUUCACAAAAAUGUGACUUUGAGGAGCUUUGAUAUCUUAGAUACAUUGUUGCUAAUUAAAUGAUCGUGUAUAUUCUGGUGCGUGAAAUGUGAAUUAUGUGAUGGUCUACAUUCAAAGUGCGUUUGGUCUGGAAAGGUGCUGCAGCUGGGAACAAACAUCUAGGUUUAAUUAAUCUAUCUGGAGGGAUGAAUGUGCUCUCUAAGAAUCUAAUGCAUAAUACUUCACAUGAAAAGCGUCCACAAUGAUUGUAAAACUCCAGAGGGCUGAAUAUCUACUUUCACCUUUCAGUGUCUAAUGAUCUAAGAUGUGUUAUUUAGUGUAGCUAGAUUUCAUAGAUCAUAGAUUUGUAAAGGGUACCUACUUGAUAAAUCACUGAUCGGCCAAAAGAAAAAUAUAGGAUAGUCAUAUUGAUGGAAUUCGAUUUUAAAAUCUCCAGUUUUAUAAAUGUUUUUACCAAGGGACUCGAUCACAUUUGCCAAAAAUGUACAUAAAAAGCAAAGAAUUCUCAUGCAGUAUAAAUAUUUCUUCACAACUAAUCACAUCCCAUUUUCUCGCUUUUCAUCAUUAGAGGCCCAGAUUCCAUGAGAUAUAAGACAGUAGGCAAUUUUAAUAUUUUUAGUAAAAGUAACAGGUUAGAUUCUUUCAUCACACAUGUUCUGAGAUGAAAGCCUAUUCGCUUUCUAGAAAGGCCAUCUGCGUGAGCAACACAUCAUGUUCUUGAACCUGCCCCAAAUUUCCGACACACACAUGUCAACGAACAAUACUACAGACAUGCAAACAUACACAUACAUACACAGAGAUACAGUAUGUGCGUGUGUGGGUGUACACACACACACACACACACAUACACACAUACACACACACACACACACA